This is a messenger RNA of Epinephelus moara (kelp grouper), 1856 nucleotides long. RefSeq names its product protein kinase, AMP-activated, beta 1 non-catalytic subunit, b (gene prkab1b). The record is from RefSeq and is a predicted model, not a curated record. The coding region runs from base 369 to 1175 and encodes 268 amino acids. The transcript is spliced from 8 exons. Gene Ontology annotation, molecular function: protein kinase binding. Gene Ontology annotation, cellular component: cytoplasm; nucleotide-activated protein kinase complex; nucleus. Lineage: Eukaryota; Metazoa; Chordata; Actinopteri; Perciformes; Serranidae. Gene Ontology annotation, biological process: signal transduction.
UGUGUUUUCUGCACUGCACACACUCACACACACUGAGGUUUUCCCCAAAUGGCGAAAACACUCAAGGUACAGCUGAAGGCAGGCAAUUAGAAACAGAAAUAGCGCUAGAAAAGAGGAAACAGAAAGAGCACAAAGGAAACACCAGUGUCCGCUCGCCUGUUGUUGUUUCGCGGGACCGUGAACACAGCUCCGCCUCAUGGUGGUGUUUUCACUCCGAGAGGAAAACUUCUGCACCUCAAAGACGGAAACAAAAACGAUCCGAGCUCCAGACGUUUUUACAGCCAGAGCCCACAAACAGAUGUACACGAGAGCAGGGACCACCGAUUGAUAACACCCAAUCAAACAUCAAUCAUCUGUGAAGGCUAAGGAUGGGGAACAGCAGUAGUGACAGGUCCAGCGGGAGUCAGGGUGAGAGGUCAUACAGAGAUGGACAGCAUGGAGGGAAAGAGGCUCGUCCCAACAUCCUGAUGGACAGCACAGAGGACGCUGACCUUUUCCAGAGAGAUGAUGCGAAGGUUCCACAGGAAAUGCAGGAAUUUCUUGCCUGGCAGCAGGACCUGGAGAGUGAGUGCAAAAGUCCAAUGCAGGCCAGACCAACUGUGUUCAGGUGGCAGGGCGCUGCCAAAGAAGUCUUUGUGUCCGGAUCUUUUAACAACUGGGCCACCAAGAUCCCUCUCAACAGAAGUGUGAAAAACUUUGUGGCUAUUGUGGACCUGCCGGAGGGAGAGCACCAGUAUAAGUUCUGUGUGGACGGUCAGUGGACUUUGGAUCCUACUGGGGCUGUGAUGACGGCUAAAACUGGCACAGUUAAUAAUGUCAUCCAGGUGAAGAGGACUGACUUUGAAGUCUUUGAUGCCCUCAGGAUUGACUCUGAGGAUUCUGCAGAUAUCUCAGACUUGUCCAGUUCCCCUCCCGGCCCCUACCUACAAGAUGCAUAUGUGACCAAGCCAGAGGACAAGAUCAAACAUCCUCCUUUCUUACCUCCCCACCUGCUGCAAGUGCUGCUCAACAAGGACACGGGUAUCUCUUGUGACCCGACGCUGCUUCCAGAGCCCAACCAUGUGAUGCUCAAUCAUCUGUACGCCCUCUCCAUCAAGGAUGGGGUGAUGGUUCUCAGUGCAACACACCGGUACAAAAAGAAGUAUGUGACCACUCUUCUCUACAAGCCAAUAUAAUCCAGGAUGCCAUGAUCCAGCCUCUUAUUUUGAAAUACUAAUAAUUCAUCUGUAGUUGUAUACAGCUGCUGCUGGGGUUGUUUUGGUAAAGAUGGCACCUUAAUAUCUUCUAUAUAUCUAUCUAAGCUGAAGUUCUGAAACAGUUUGAAAGUUAAAUUGCUGCACAACGUUUGUAAAUUCUUGAUUCAAGCGUAACUACAACCCCUAACGCUUCUUUUCUUAUGAAAAGUCAGUAUCAACGAUAAGCUCCAAGAGACAUAUUUUCAUUCUAACCUCACGUGACUCUAGGUGUGUCAGCAGAUUUUUUUGGUUGAAAGAGAGACCAAACACAUGAUGUAUAAGUGGUAAUCUGUCCAAACUUUGCAAAGCCAAAGCCUCGUGUUGCUUUGCAUGUUGCACUUUGCAAGUGACCUGAAAUUGUACGAAACUGUAACAUAUUAAAGUAUAAAAGAGCGAUAAGAACAGCUGUAAUCUGUGCUAGACAAGCUCUCCAUACGUGAACAAACAGACAAGGGGACACAGACAGGUUGAAAUUCAACUUAAAAGCCUCACGGUGAGAAUCUCACUUGCAUGUUUUAUUUCAAACUGAUGCCAUUGUACAGAAUCAAACUCCUUUUACAUCUGGGUUUGUGUAAAAAUUAGAAAGAAAUUAAAAGUUGACAAGAAAAAUGUCAAAAAUCA